Phragmites australis (common reed) is the source of this 3581-nucleotide messenger RNA. RefSeq lists its product as uncharacterized. The record is from RefSeq and is a predicted model, not a curated record. The transcript is spliced from 18 exons. Bases 409 to 3021 code for a protein of 870 amino acids. NCBI's taxonomy places the organism in Eukaryota, Viridiplantae, Streptophyta, Magnoliopsida, Poales, Poaceae.
UCUCCUCCAAAUCAAAUCCAUGCAGCAGCCAAGCCGAGGCUGCGCGCGACAUCGUCGUGCCGCGCGCCACGUGCUCCGCGCUCUCGCACCGAUGCGAAAAGAGUUCUUUUUUUCUCGCUCCACCCCUUCCCCAAUCUGCGCUGCUUCUUCUUCUUCUUCGAUUCCUCUUCUUCGCUUCGCGCCUGGGCCUCCCUCGGGUGCCGUGGCAGCGGGGUGCAAUUAACGCCAGCGCGCGGCUCCACCCGAUCUUGCCGCGAUCCGUUGCAAUCCCGGAUUCCAUUUUCCAGAAUUUCCCAUUCCAUGUGCGUGGAUCUCGGGACGCGGGCUAGGGUUUAUGGCUUUGGUCAAUCCAUGGCGUGCGGUGCCGAAGUCGCACUGUCGCUUCUUAUUUAAUGCGCGCUGAUCCCCAUGGACGCCGAGUCCCGGGACGCGUAUGGAUUCGCGGUGCGGCCGCAGCAUCUGCAGCGUUUCCGCGAGUACGCCAAGAUUUAUAUGGAUGAGGAGGAGGAGAGGGCGCACAGGUGGAGGGACUUCUUGGACAGGUUGGCUGAGUCCGCGGAUGUGCCCAGCACACCCAGCAUUUUGCGGUCCGAAGAUGGUGCUGCUGCCAGAGAUGGUGAUGCAGGAGCUGGAAAGACAAAAAAGAACAAAGGCAGUGGGACACAUUGUGUUGAAGAAGAAAAUGAGGAGGAGGAAGCUGAGAAUGAAGAAGAUAACAACAAAUUAGAAGACAUGAAGGAAGCUGAUGCCACCGAUGAAUCACGAGAAGCAAAUGGUGAGUCGGAAGAUCUUAAAGAUGUAACUGACAACUUGGACAUGCUGAAAGAGAAGACUAGUAGUAACUCUGAAGAAUCAAUCGAAGUCUCAGAGGAAUUGAAAGAAGUGAAUGGGGACUCUGAAGAAUUAAAAGAUUUGAGUGGAGGCUCCGAAGAAUUGGGAGAAGUGAAUCACGACAACUUAGAAAAGUUGGAAGAACUUUCCUUGGAUAAGGGGUUGUUGGAUGAACUAAAGCCCAUAAAAGUUGAGUCUUGUAGGCGGGUGCGGGCAUCGCUUAGCAUCAUUGAGAAAAUGAUGAGCUAUCGGGUGGCGAAGAGAGAUAAUGGUGCAAAUGACAUUCAUGGAAAGGGUGCAACACAGCUUGCUUCUAUUGAAGAGGAAGGACGGACUGCAGAAGCGAGUCAUGAAGGGGAUCCAGGUGAGGAGUCUUAUGUUGCGGAUAAGGCGGAGCAUGGACAAGAGGCACCUGGUGAUUCUACAAGUACUCAAUUGGAGGGAAGCAAUGGUGGGUCUUAUUUUCCUUGGAGAGAGGAGCUUGAGAGCUUGGUUCGUGGAGGUGUGCCAACAGUUCUUAGAGGAGAGAUAUGGCAAGCAUUUGUGGGUGCUGGUACUCGGAAAAUUACUGGGUACUACAACAAACUGCUUGAUGAAGGGACUGUAAAAUCGGAUGAAAAGGACCUUGAGGGCCCUGUGCUGAACGAACAGACUAGUGCACCGAGAAAGCUUCCAAAGCCUGAGAAGUGGAAAGGACAGAUAGAGAAGGAUUUGCCACGGACAUUUCCAGGACACCCUGCAUUAGAUGAGGAUGGGAGAAGUGCUCUGAGGCGGUUAUUAACAGCAUAUGCAAGGCAUAAUCCAUCAGUUGGGUACUGCCAGGCCAUGAACUUUUUUGCUGGUUUAUUUUUGUUGUUCAUGCCUGAAGAAAAUGCAUUUUGGGCUCUGGUAGGAGUUAUUGAUGAUUACUUUGAUGGUUACUACACUGAAGAAAUGAUUGAAUCUCAGGUUGACCAGCUCGUUCUUGACGAGGUUGUACGAGAAAGAUUCCCUAAAUUGGCCAAACAUAUGGAUUUCUUGGGAGUUCAGGUGGCAUGGGUGACCGGACCAUGGUUUCUUUCAAUUUUCAUCAAUAUGCUUCCAUGGGAAAGUGUGCUUCGUGUUUGGGAUGUCACCCUUUUUGAAGGAAAUCGUACAAUGUUGUUCCGAACGACGUUUGCUUUGCUGGAUUUAUAUGGGCCUGCACUGGUAACCACAAAAGAUGCUGGAGAUGCAAUUACAUUACUGCAGUCUCUUGCUGGCUCUACUUUUGACAGCAGCCAGCUUGUAUUGACAGCUAGUAUGGGCUUUCAAUCAGUCAGAGAAAUGGUAUUGCAAGAGUUAAGGAAAAAGCACAGGCCUGAAAUCAUAACUGCAAUGGAGGAAAGAUCAAAAGAUCGUAGUUCCUGGAAAGAUAAGAAGGGCUUAGCAACCAAACUAUAUAGCUUUAAACAUGACCCUUCAUCUGUGUGCCGACAAGUUAAUUCCAAGGAAGGGGCAGAUGGUUUGCAAGUGAAUGGGGAGACCGGAUCAGCAAAUCUUGACACCUACCUUAGUACUAGUUCUGUACUAGAGAAUGAUUUGGAAGAGGGUGUUGAUCUUCAAGAUCAGAUAACAUGGCUGAAGGUUGAACUGUGCAAGCUGCUCGAGGAGAAAAGAUCUGCUGACCUCAGAGGCGAAGAGCUGGAAACGGCUUUAAUGGAGAUGGUCAAGCAGGACAAUAGAAGAAUGUUGAGUGCUAAGGUUGAGAAAUUGGAGGCAGAGGUAUCUGAACUGCGAAAAGCUUUUGCUGACAAGCAAGAGCAAGAGCAAGCAAUGCUUCAGAUCUUGUUAAGAAUGGAGCAAGAACAGAAAGUGACAGAAGAUGCCCGCAUAGCCGCUGAGCGAGAUGCUGCUGAACAAAAAUAUGCUGCUCACGUGCUCCAGGAGAACUAUAAAGCAGCAAUGGCAGCACUUUCACAAAUGGAGAAGAGAGCUAUAAUGGCAGAAACAAUGCUGGAGGCUACAAAGCAGUACCAGGCUGGGCAGGUUAAAGCCAACCAAUCUUUCACUUCAAGUUCACCACGUGCAGACAAUGUCCUUGGGAAGACGAAUCAAGAGCCAAAUCAAGAUGCACCUAGCAGGAGAAUAGGCCUGCUUUCUAGGGGACUUGGAUGGCUAGACAAGAGCAAGCAGGUUAGGCAGAAUUCAACUGAAACAGCUGAAGGCUAAACUCGUCAAGAACCUGGGAGAAAAUUGUAGCUCCUAUCAAGAUCUCAAUUGUUCAUUAAUGGCUGGAUUGUCUGAUCUCCAGAACAAUGAGUUCAAACCAUCAUGGAUGCUUCCUCCGUGGUAAGAUUCAACUGGCAUUUUCCAUGAAGUUUGCAGGAAGUGUACUUGUAUCAUAUUGAGUUCAGUUGUCAGAUAAAGCUCUCUUGGUAGGUCUGAAAACUUGUUGUAAGGCAUCUGUGUAAAUUUUUCUUCUUCUAUUAGUUUCAUUAAGAUUGUCCAUAGUGUUCCAAGUAGGAGAGAACAGAACACAACUUCCCAUACACAUGAAGAAAAAAAAAAAAUCCUUGUUAGAUUAGCUUACGACAGCAUUGAGUUGUACUGGAGAAGGGCAUGCUUUAUUUCUCUUCGGAAAGAGUUGUCAAAACCACUGUAAAGAAAUGAUCUUUCAGUGUAUUCUUGUUCUAUUGCUACGGGUGGCUUGCAACAUGUUCUUGACAUAUCGUAUGUACAAAGAUCAUUGUAUCAUAUGGUGAGGUAUUCUGGAAAGCUGAUUGUCGUCA